Messenger RNA from Girardinichthys multiradiatus, 6536 nucleotides. RefSeq names its product sodium/potassium transporting ATPase interacting 2 (gene nkain2). The transcript is spliced from 7 exons. Lineage: Eukaryota; Metazoa; Chordata; Actinopteri; Cyprinodontiformes; Goodeidae. The record is from RefSeq and is a predicted model, not a curated record. Gene Ontology annotation, biological process: regulation of sodium ion transport. Bases 1236 to 1862 code for a protein of 208 amino acids.
UGACAGAUGGAAGGCGGGAGACGCUCCUCACGGCUGUCUUUCUCGGUCCGUUGGUCCAUCCCGGUUCCCAUUGUCUCCCCCUCUUCACUUCUUCAAGACAAACCCUGAGGCAAGAAACUGAAACAAGACGUCAUUUGGCUCGGAUCCGUUUUUGCGCGUCACGUUUGGAGACUACUUCGACGGGAAUUUAACAUCGCUCAAUUCUGCGCGAAAUUUGCACAGCCGUAUGUUUUUGUUAUUGCUUUUGUAUUUAUUACAGUGGAAGUGUCUUUAUCAUAAAGAAGAAAGCAGGGGAUCAACCUAUCAUCUGAUGUCGGUUCUGACAAAAAUAAAGAAAAAACAAAACCUUGUUGUGGACCUGAAGGGGAGAUGAUCCUAAGGAGGGGGACUCAUUAAACAGAAGAGACACAGAAAUCAUCGUCCGGGAGGCUGACAUAUAUCAGAAGACCCCAUCAACGCUUUCAGCCUCCACUCCCUGUCUGGAUAAGUCAGGACAUUUAGAAGAAAAACUCGUGUGGAAAGAAGAUAGCAGUGUUUGGGUGAGGAUGUUGCCGCUACGUGCCCGUCACUUCCCCUGAGACACGAAGAGGAGAGGAGCCCGUUUAUGUGUGGGGGGAUUAAAAAAUAGAUACAAGGACCACUUUCACUUGUUUCCUCCACCUGGAAACAAAUUACGCUUACCAAAGCAGGCAAUCGGGGCAUUAAUCGGAUUAUUGAGCAAGAGAUCUGUGGGUCCAGGAUUGUGCUAGUUCAGCAAGGAUAAAGAUGCGAGUCAAUGAGAUGAGCCCUGGACGGAUUACUAGUCCAACAAGGUGAAGUCUGGAAAAGCUGAAUGGACACAGAACAUUUUCUCACCAAUGCAGGGGAGUUUUUAUUUUGUUUACUAGGAGAAGACCUGUUUGAUUUUUUCCUGCUCAAAUGCACAUUAUCAGCCAGUUAGUCAAGAUAAAUCAUAAUUUGUUGUCUUGAAUUCUCCUAAAUUGUCCUAAAGGCCCUCUCUCCAUAAUUAAUAUCUGACCUGUGUUAAAAAAAGGAGACCACUUAUAAGCCUUUCAUCUGAAGGAGGUAGUUACACCUGAUCACACAGGGGCUGCACUCUGCACUCAGAGGCCGCUGAGCAGCGCCUUCAACAGGGGCUGCCAGGCAGCCCCUCACUGGAGGGGGGUGGAGGUGAAGGAGAGACUUUGGGAAUUAUCUAGAGUUUCUGGACCUUUGCAUAGAAGGAGAAGGACAUCAUGGGGUGUUGCAGCGGCAGGUGCACCUUGGCCUUCAUCUGUGGCAUGCAGCUGGUCAGUGUGUUGGAGCGUCAGGUGAUUGAUUUCCUGGGCUACCAAUGGGCUCCCAUCCUGACCAACUUCCUACACAUCAUCGUCGUCAUCCUGGGGCUGUUUGGCACCAUUCAGUUCAGGCCCAAAUAUGUCACUGGAUAUGCAGCCUGGCUUGUCAUCUGGAUGACCUGGAAUGUUUUCAUCAUUUGUUUCUACCUGGAGGUUGGAGAUCUGUCCAGAGAAUCUGACCUUGUCCUGACGUUCAACCUGUCCAUGCAUCGUUCCUGGUGGAUGGAGAACGGCCCUGGGUGCAGGGUAACACCCAUCACCCCUCCUCCUACCUGGGCACCCGAGGACCACCGAUAUAUAUCUAUAUCUGGCUGUCUGAUGGACUUUGAGUUCAUAGAAGUGGCUCAUUCCUCACUGCAGAUACUCCUAGCUUUGGCGGGGUUUAUCUAUGCCUGUUAUGUGGUCAAGCUCAUUUCUGAAGAAGAAGAUAGUUUUGAUUUUAUAGGAGGAUUUGACUCCUAUGGUUACCAAGGACCCCAGAAGACCUCCCACCUCCAGCUACAGCCUAUGUACAUGUCAAAAUAAACCCAGAAGCUACUCCAGAGGAACUGCCUUACCAAUGCAGAGCCCUUCGUUUACCACUCCACCACUCUCUUCCAACAAACAGAGACAGACAUGUAAACAGAGGAUAGAUCACACUCUCCAUCUCUAUCUCCAAAUCUUUGAAAAGCUCAAUCAGGUGGCAUUCCCUGGCUCUGUUUGUCCGACGAUGGAGUCCCUGAUUAAAUACUGGCAUCACGUGGCCAAAAGUGGUAACUGCAGCACUUGUCCGCCACAAUGAUUUCAUGUUUUUGAAGUCCAGUAAAAAGCCAAUAUUAUGAUUUGCUCCCUGUUUUUUUUUUUUUUUUUGCUAAUGGAUAUCAGUGCUGUGAGGGAACACCAAGGGGAUGCAAUCAGUUCUGCUUUUCCACAGGCUUUCUGAAAGAAUUUAAAAUCCUGCUUUCAAAUGUCAAAACUGAGCCCAAUACAUUCAAGAAACAUUAAUAAAAUGAUCCUGCUCAAGAUUCCUUGAGUACUUUCACACAGAUGCGUCUGACCAAAGACUUUAAAGUAAAAGAAUUAGCCUUUUAAAACUUAACUGAGUUUUUUCUGCUCUUGGUGCCUGACAGUUCACUUACCAGACUUCCAAACAGGAACCUGUAAAGGCAAUUACCGAUUGAGGAAUGUUAGACAUCGCUUUUCUUAAACCUAUUUUUCCUGCUGCAUUCAGGAUGUCAUCAUGGCGGCAAAAAGUGAAAGCUUGAAGGAAUACCCGGCUCGCUCUUAUACCUGUGUUCUAUGAAUGUCAACUAACAGUGUAAUGUGAUGACUUACAGGCUCUCAGCUCACACAUGCAUGUGGACGAGAUAACAUGCAUGCACACCUACGCAGGUCCUUCUUACUAAUGUGAAUCUUAACGAAGUUUACAAAAGCAAUGCUGUCUCCUUCACAGAAAGGCUGGACAGGAAUGGACAGAGGUGACCCCCCACACCUUUAGCUGCAGCGUUUCGAGAGGCUCGUCAGAGGCUCGUCUUGCCAUGCUGUCUAAAUAUUUUGUCUUCCACUCAGGACAGAAGCAUGGAGGUCGACAGAAAGAGCUAAGCUCCUCCGACCCCUGCUCAGUCGUAUCUACAGUCCCUUGCAAAAGUAUUAUUAGAAUUUGAGUUUUUUAAACUAUAAGCAUAACCUUCAAUGGGUUUCAAUAAAGAUGUAAUGUGAUAGAUAGAACACAAAGUAGUGCAUAGUUGGGAAAUAUAGGAAAAGGAGGCUUUUUUUUAAUGAUUUACAAAGAAAAAUCUAAAAGGUUUGGUGUGCUUUUGUUGUCAGCGCCUUUUAAUUCAGUACCCUGAAAUAAAAUCCAAUGCAACCAACUGCUGUCAUAGCUUACCUAGGUAGUUAAUGGAGAACACCAUUGAGUAAUUUAAACUCAGCCGAUCCAUGUUCCUCAUUGGAAAACAGAAAAGAACAGCAUCACGGCAAACCUACCAAUACAUGCCCUUUCACCUAAACUGACAGGUUGAGCAUUAAUCAGAGAAACAGACAAGAGGCCCAUUGUAACUCUGGAGAAGCUGCAGAGAUCGGCAGCUCAGGUGGCAGAAAGGUUUUACAGGAUUGCUAUUAGCUGUGCAUUAAACAACUGCUGCCUUUGAGAAUAGUAUAUAGAUGGAUAGAAGAGCGGACACGUGAUCUUAACAGCAUUAAUUAACAAUGUUUCAAUCCUACUUUGAUCAGCGCUUGGCCAAACUACAAUGAGGUACACUGUUAUAUAGAGACAAAUGCACACCACACUUUUCUGAUUCUUUCCCUUAAAAUUUUUUUAAAAUGUGUAUUCUUUCCCUUUUCCUUCACAGUUGUGCUUUGUGCAUGAAAUUCCAAUAAAUUAAGUUAAAAUUUGUGGCUGAAGCAUGAGACAUUUUCAAAAGUUCACUUUUUGCAAGAUACUGCAUUAUCAGGCGCAAAUAAACUUUUUUUUGCAAAUUGUAUUAUUAAAACCUAGUCAACAAGCAAACAGGAAUUGUUCAAAGCAACUUUAAUCGAUUGUAACUAAUGCUUAUAUAUGUCCCCAAUAGAAAGACAAUCACAGCAAGCUUCAGUCUUGUCAUGAACAGAAUGCUUAAAAACCCAUGGAAAACAUACAUGGUUCUACAUCAAACAAGUUGGUUUAUUAUUUGUUGUUUUAUAUCAAAUGUCUCAUUUGACAACUGGUGAAAACAUGACUUGGAGAAGCAGCAGAGGCUGAAUCCUCAACAAGAGCGUGCAGACUAUAUUUACCCUCUUUCAAAAAGACAGGAGACUUAGCAAGCCCCUUCUGUCACCUCACAGCUCAAAAUUUUCAAGAUGAAAGUGCCAACACAUCCCGCUCAUGAGCCACAGGCUGGGACCAAAAUCAGGUCGAGAGUUACUCUUCAUGGUUUCCAUGUAAGAAAAAGUAAAGACAUUGCAAGUUAGGAAAAUCUAAACAUACCGCAGUUUGUUUUUAUCUGUCUUCUACUUUUGUUGGAAAAACGACUCAAGUGUUACUCAUUUCGAUUAACUGGACCAAAUGUUUGAGGCCUUUUGCUGAAGACACCCUUCUCUCAACAUAAGGAAGGACUGGUUCAAUCUCCAGUUCUCUUUAGCAGUUUACCUGUUUUGUAAGAGAACUCUGUGGUUUACGUUCAGAGUCGCUCCGCCUGGAGAACAGAGACGGUAUUUUUUGUGUGUUUGCAUGAGGUGUUUCCAAACUGUCGCAUAUUUAAUCUCAUGCCUCGUGUGAUUAACUAGCUUCGUACAAACAAGCAACAAGAAAAACAAAAGGGAUGGGAGCUCUUUGGUUUGUUGGAUGCUCCUCAGCUCUCUUGGAAAGGUCCUAAAUGUGAACUUUGUGCUUUUUUUUGUUGUUUUCUAUAAAUAAGAGUCUGCAGAGUUUAGGAGAACGUAGGUACUGCGAUGUAAAAUGAUGAAACGUAACUUUGAUCUUCUAGAUGUCUUUUUUAUUCACAUGUGGCUGUGUUUACUGUUUUUUCUAGCUGACUAUUAAUGUAUGAUGUUGUGUAUAAGUGGGAAAAACUAGGUUUUAUUUCUUCAAAUUGUACAAAGUAUAUGAAAUGGGAGAGUUUGAGAAAAAGAUGCUGAAUAAAACUGCAGAAUUCAAUUUUAUAUCAAUAUCAUCAAGACAUUUUUUGAACUAAACAAAUUGAAAUGUUUUUUGUUGCGAAAUACAAAUUGGAUUUUUAAUUUUUAACUAAAAAACAAUUAACUUCUCUGUUUAUUUGCCUCUGAAGGAGAUGAUUAAUUAAAAAAUCAACUGACACUGUGUGACAAAUAUCCAUUGCAGCAUUUUAAUGAGAAACAAACCUUUAGCAAGUCAGAAAGGUGCAUACAAACUGUGAGUGUGUGUGUGUAGGCACUGUUUUCUGAGUUAUGGUGAACUGCACAACCCUUGACCCAGACCCAGUAAAACCCAUCUGGACUACCACAGCUAAACAACAAUUUAAACUGGACGCCGAGCUCCCUGUGGGUCAAUCAACAGCAGUAACUGCAGUAAUAACUGAGGAUUUUGUGUAGAUCUGAAUCUUUAUGGCCACGAAGAGACUAACAGCACCUUCCACAUUUAUUGGCACUCCCAUAAAUAUGUAUAGAAAGCUUUGAAGUAAAUGCAUCCUUUAUUGCAGUGGCAUAAUCCCACACGGAAAAAUCCAGUAUUUGACUUGACAUUUAUUGAGUGGGGGAAAGGAUCCCACAUGAAGAAAUAAUUGUUUUAAUUAAAAUUAUGUCACCACAGUUAGUGGCACCCCCAGAAAUAAGUUAAUUUAUUCAUUCAAGAAUGCUUCAGUUGGAAAGAUGUGAAAAAGUCUUUGCCAUUUUUCAGAUUUUUUCUGUUUUUGCUUUAAACCUAAAUGUUUCAGUUUAUCAAAUAAAUGCUAAUAUCAAAGAUAGCUUAAGUGAAAACAAAAGCAGAUUUGAAAUGAUGAUUUUAUCUAUUAAGGGAAAAAAAAGCAAUCCAAACCAAAUUUCACUGACCACACCCAGGUCUGAUUACUGCACAGCACUGCACUGGAUGUGGUAUUUAUUCAGUUCAAAGUUAAAAAUUUAUUUAACUUUUCACAUUUGAGGAUUGUUUAGGAAGAUUUACUUAGCAAUCUACAACUAGAGAACCCAUUUCUCUAAGCCACUCAUCAAAAUGGGAAGGCCAAAAAAUCAUGUACUUGCACAUUUGAACAGACAGAGCAAUUAGUAACAAGAUUAAAAAUAACAGAGACAUAACAGACAAGGCUAGCCCAGACCCAAGUGUAUGUUGCUGCAAUGAAAACUGAGGAUGGUAAGAGCAGUAAAAAAAACCUCAGAAGCUGACUGUGGGGAACCGCGUCAAAAUUUUCAAAGUGAGUUUAUGCUUUGUGCCAUAAAAUAUGAAUUUAUUUACCAGUGGUGCCCAUAGUAAAUUUGGACAGUGCUGCAAGACCAUUUAUUCAAACUAUUACAAAGGGUUGAUGGGAAUCCUUUUAUUUCCUAAAAUUCCAACAAAUGUGUAGAUGAAAUCUUUGCUUAAAUGUAACUGAUUUAAACUGAUUUACCACAAUAAGGUGAUUUUUUUAUGUUUUGGUUCUGGGUUGAUUUGUUACAGUUCACCAUGGACUAUAACCAUGUAUGUUUGCUCCUCUUUUUAUGCUGGUUUUCCCACAGGUGACUGUACAUAAACUAGACAGCUGGGAUUAAAGUAGAGUGUGGAGAAUGACGGUC